AUGACAAAUGCUGCUCAUUACAAACGAGAGCUGCGCAAGCUCAACAAGUUCCCGGCCCUUAUUGUCGAAUUUGACGACAGUGGCACGGGUGGUAACAAUGUCUAUGGCCAUACCGAAUCACUCUUGAACCAUCUCAAGAAAAGAUUUGCCAAUACCAGUAUGACAGUACCCAAUGUAUUCAAUCAUAAUUUCAUGCGCGGUGCUACUAUCCAAGCCGACCGUAACCAUGGCCAUUUGCACGAAAGAAUUGCCAUGAUAGCUUCGAAUUUUGCAGGCGUUUCCAAAGUAUAUCCAGUCCACACGAUUACGCCUCCUAGUAACAUUCUUCGUGGUAGAGCUCCGGAUGACGGAGCUACUGUCGAGAAUGCUGAAUUGUUGACACCUCAUAUGCAAACCCAAGUCGAUCGCGUCCAUCGAGAACUCAAUUACACAGGCAAAGGUGUAUAUAUUGGCAUUAUCGAUACUGGUUUUGAUUACAUGCAUCCAGCAUUGGGCGGAGGUAUAGGCGAAGGUUACAAAGUUCGGUUUGGGCGAGAUUUGGUCGGUGACGCAUACGAUGGCGGUUUGACCAACGAACCAGAGCCAGAUGAUGAUCCAAUGGAUUCGUGUACAUCAGCACAAACUUUCUUUGGCCAUGGAACUCAUGUUGCAGGAAUCAUUGCCGGAAAAGCUGACAAUUAUACGAGUGUUGCCCCAGAUGCUACUCUAGCCGUGUGGCGCAUCUACAGCUGUAAAGAUUUAACUACGAGUGAACUAGUUUUGCAAUCCGUAUUAGAAGCUGCUGAGGCUGGUGUCGACAUUAUCUCCAUAAGCUCAGGCGAGCAUACACCGUGGUCAGAAAAUGUAUUUUCCGCUGUCAUUGACCGGAUUGCUUCGAAUGGAACGAAAGUGGUAGUCUCAGCUGGAAAUGAUGGGCUAAGUGGUGUGCUUACCACUUAUUCUCCAAGCGUCUCCUCACAAGCGAUGAGUGUGGCUUCAUUCAACGGCAAUUACCAGCUCUCCAGACUUUUUAGAAUAAGUGGCAGCGAUGAAGAGUAUGUCUAUAUACCAAACAGAAUACCUGGCGUUCAAGGUAUCAUUUCAGAUGGCCAAAUCGUUCUUGGAGAUGCAAAUUUUGGUAAUGGUGCAGAUGCAUGCAAUCAAUCCACGAUUCCAGAUAACGUCAGAGGCAAAUUGGCUCUUAUUGCAAGAACGGGCGGAUGUGAGCCGCAAGACAAAGUCGGCAACUUGACAACUGCUGGUGCUAUGGGUGUCCUUUCCUUUGAAGAUGAAUACGAGUAUCAAGAAGAAAAAGCACCGAUUGUGCAGACCCCUCAAGUGCCUAUCGUAGGGAUCUCGACUCAAGCGGGCAAGAGGCUUGCCGAAGCCAUCACCAACUCCUCAGGAAAAGAAGAGGAGCCAUUUUCAAGCGUUGGACCUACCUAUGAGAACAUUCUCAAGCCUGACAUUGGUGGCUUUAUGUAUUCAACCGUUCCUCGCAGUAUGGGCAGCUGGCAAACGCUGUCCGGCACAUCCAUGGCGUGUCCAUAUAUUACUGGCGCUACAGCGCUUUAUCUCGAACAUUUGGGGGAUCGUGCUUCCGAGUAUUCAGGCAUGGCUAUCCUUGAGCGAUUCAUGAAUUACGCCUACAAAGCACCUGUAUCGAACUAUCAAGAUGAUAUAGAUACACCAUUACAUCAAGGCGCCGGCUUGAAUCAAUUAUACGAUUCAAUGACCCAAAAGGUCCACGUGUCUCCACCCAAGCUCAGUUUCAAUGAUACCGCACAUUUGAUCAAGACACACACGCUCACCGUCACCAACGAUGGCGAUGAGAUCGCCUCAUUUGAGGUGUCCAACAUCGUCAGUGUCUCUGUAGUCCCCUAUAACCUCUCAAGUCCCAACAACUACACGUUCACUGCACCAGUCCAAUACAGCAACGAUCCGUCUGCUACUGCACGAUUGCGUUUCUCCAGAAGAACAAUCAAACUUUCGCCUGGAGACAGCACGGAGGUUAUCGUCUCUGUCAUUCCACCAGACACCGAUCCAAAUGAGCACAUUAUGUACGGUGGCUAUGUCCAAUUCAAGAGCACGGUACCCAGCCAAAAAGAUAUCACGGUUCCAUAUUUCGUUGUCUUUGUGAUCCGACUUAUGGGCACGCGUCGUGCCCUGGCUAUCGUUUACGAUCAAGAUGGACAUUAUCUCCUUGGGUAUGUUCAACCGCCAGGCCAGCUCGAUCACUUGUCGCACACGAUUCCACGCUACAUUCUUCGAGCUGCUAUUCCAUGGACCGGUACAUACUAUGAAAUCGGCGGUGAUCAACAGGACCAAGAAGAAGAAGAAGAAGAACAAGAAGAGGUGGAAUCAUACCUUGAGGAAUCUGUAACUGUAAGUCGCGGCAGUACUUACCGUAUUGGUAUUCAAGUGCUAAAGAUAUUCGGUGAUCCCAACAACGAGGACGACUGGGAGCGAUGGAUGUCGGGUCCGAUCCAGAUCCGAUAG
Zychaea mexicana is the source of this 2478-nucleotide messenger RNA. RefSeq names its product peptidase S8/S53 domain-containing protein. The coding region runs from base 1 to 2478 and encodes 825 amino acids. The transcript is spliced from 9 exons. Gene Ontology annotation, molecular function: tripeptidyl-peptidase activity; serine-type endopeptidase activity. NCBI's taxonomy places the organism in Eukaryota, Fungi, Mucoromycota, Mucoromycetes, Mucorales, Lichtheimiaceae. Gene Ontology annotation, biological process: proteolysis. Gene Ontology annotation, cellular component: cell wall; cytosol; membrane. The record is from RefSeq and is a predicted model, not a curated record.